Cynoglossus semilaevis (tongue sole) is the source of this 2110-nucleotide messenger RNA. It is a transcript of the gene rnf115b, whose product is annotated as ring finger protein 115b. Lineage: Eukaryota; Metazoa; Chordata; Actinopteri; Pleuronectiformes; Cynoglossidae. Gene Ontology annotation, molecular function: ubiquitin protein ligase activity. Gene Ontology annotation, cellular component: nucleus. The transcript is spliced from 9 exons. Bases 280 to 1146 code for a protein of 288 amino acids. Gene Ontology annotation, biological process: ubiquitin-dependent protein catabolic process. The record is from RefSeq and is a predicted model, not a curated record.
GCAUAAGUACGGGUACCAUGAAGGGACCGCGUACCCGUGGUUGACAAAGACUGACCUACAGAAGGAUGACCUAAUGCUUCCAUGCUAAUGUCCCCCUGGUCCUACUUAUGUAAACUUAAUACUUAAAUGUAAAGGAUUGUGAAUGUGAUUGAAUUAGAGACAGUAGGGAGUAGCGGGUGUUCUCACCAAACCGCACCGCAGCACAGCCUCCUCCCGCGGGGCUGCUCGGACUUUUAUGGGCAUCCUCACCGACGUCAGCCUGUGCGCUCCACCGGGAAGAUGGCGGAGGCUGCGGAGCCACCACAACACCGGUUCUUCUGCCACUGUUGUAAAUGUGAAACCAGCCCCAAACUGCCGGAUCUCGUCUGCCCUCGAUGUGACUCUGGUUUCAUUGAGGAGGUGACAGAAGACUCCAGUCUGCUGGAGGACAGAGCAUCCACAGCCGGUGAAGACUCAAACUCUUUAGUCUCAGAGUUAUGGCAGCUGCUGUUUAUGGAACGCUCUGCUCUCCUGUCGCACCCGCCCUCCUCACAGCAGGUAUCUGCAGGUCAGAGCCGCACGUCUCCGGUGUCACCUGCUGCUGCCGAGGACACAGAAGCAGAAACUUCUUCUCAAUCAGAGCAGGAGUCGUCAUCCCGGCCUGAGCAGAGGCCUGCAGUGGAAGGGAUUGUGCAGCAGUUCUUGGCUGACCUCUUCGCAAACAACGGGAAUCCCGGGGCUACUCCAGCUUCACUCACCAGCAUGUUGCAGUUGUACUCAAACCCAGGAGACUAUAUCUGGGGUCAGGGAGAUCUUGAAACUGUCUUCACAGAGUUGUUAGGACAGUUGGAGAACACAGGUCCACCUCCUGCAGAAAAGGAGAUGAUCUCAUCCCUGCCAACAGUUUGCAUCUCUAAGGAACAAACAGACUGCAGACUGGAGUGUUCAGUCUGCAGAGAUGAGUAUUCGUUAGGGGAAUCUGUCAGGAAACUCCCCUGCCUCCAUUUCUUUCACAGUCACUGUAUAGUACCCUGGCUGGAAAUGCAUGACACCUGUCCUGUGUGCCGCAAAAGCCUCAACGGUAUUGACAACAGCCUGCCACCCACAGUGGAACUCCCAGAUGAUCGCGCCAUGAGGACAGAGCAACAAGAGCAGCAGGCGAUCUGACAGGAAGCGAGGCGACGGACACUACCUCCUUUACUGAGACACAGACAUGCUGCUCACCUCAAAUCUUUUCCUCAACACUGACUUCGGCGUUCACAGGAUGCAUCCUUUCUAAGGACCAUAAUAUUUUCUGCACAAACAUGUCCAUCGUCAUUCUUACUACUCUGCCGUUCAAAAGGGUCUUGGAUUGAAUGACUUUUGCAGUACUUGAUAAACUCCUCGUCACUGAGCUGUCAGCGGUCAACUGGGAAUUGCACAGAAUUUCAAAAUAAAAGUUUACUUUAAAUACAUCAGAAGACCAUUUCACAAAAUAUUAUUAAUCUUUUCAACAUAGUCCAGUUGAGAAUUUAUUUAUAUACAUAAUGCUUUUCAUUAAAGCCUUACCCUGUGAUUCACACCCUCUAUACUUACUGCUUCCAUAAAAGGGCAACCAGGAUUAACAUAAAUCUCCCUCUUGUGGGAUAGCAAUGUAAAGCACUGCCAGGUGCACCCCAACAAGUUUGACUUUUCACUUUCAAUAAAUAUUACCUCAGUCCUAAAAUGGAAAAUUGGAUCCUACACAUGAGCAAAACAUAAACAGGACCACCUAGGCUGUUAUCAAUGAAAGGUGCAAAAACCACCAUCUGCGAUGGUAUAUCAAGACAUUGGGAUUUGUAUGUAUGUGAAACCAUUUAUUCAUACUGAGGCCUAAAUUAGUCUUUUAGAGACACGUGUAAGAAUAUUAUAUUUAUGUGAAACUCUUUGUAAGGAUGAUGUCAAGCCAAUUUUGCACAAAUUACUGAAACUAGGCUUAGCGCUGUUGAGUAUGAAACAUGUCUGUCAGUGAAAAAUUGACAAAGAUACCCCUGAGAAUGGGCAUAAAUUCCACCUUAGUCCUAACUUUUAGUUAUACCUUCUCCAAUAAGCCAAAAAGAAAAGGUAUAUGAUCGAUUUGCCUUCUGUUUCAUUUUUGUUUUGGUGUAUAUCG